AUGUUCUUCGGUGGUAGCCUAGCCAGCGGCUUCACCGGCGUUUCCGUCAUACUCUACGCCUCCCGAGUCCUUGCGGACUCGCCUGGUUGUGUGCCACGCCCCAUUUCCCUGGACAUAUCCAACGUCACAUUAUCAAACAGCAAGACAGCAUGGGGUGUUGGUAUGACUGUCGGUACGCCUGGGCAGCCCAUGGCCGUCAUGCCGCAAUGGCCACUGAACAGUACCAUGUUGUAUGGAACCGAUGGUCACUGUGAGCUACGAAGCGCGGAUGAGUGGUCGAAGUCAUCAUGCAUUACAUUCCGCGGGGGCGCCUACAACAGCUCGGGCUCGAGCACCUCGACGACCAACUACCCGUCGUCACUAUACACCGUCGAUACCGUCGCGCGAGGAUGGCCGUAUCCCUACCCUGGCACUGACCAUGUCUCGGACACUUUGAGCGUCGCCGAAAAUACCACUAUUCUGGAGUUCCCUCUGAACGUAGCCCAGAGCGCUUGGGACGAGCAGGCCUACCUACCGAUGAUGGCAUUGGGUCUCGGAACCAACUCGACAAUCUUGAACGUGCUGAAGAGCUCUGGAAGAAUUAUUUCGCGCUCAUGGUCUUUCUUCUUUGGCUCGUGGGGAUGGGAUAACCGCAUGGACGGCAGUUUCACGUUUGGUGGCUACGACGCAGGCAGGGUGACCGGCAAGGGAUCGGAACACUCACUGGCUUUGCCAAGUUCGCCCUGCCCGUCACGCAUGGUCGUGAGCGUCACAGGAAUGGAGCUCAAUUUCCCCAACGGCAGCAGUGCUAGCAUAAUGGGUACGUCGGAUUCGAGUGCUCUAGCUGUUUGCCUCUACCCGUCUGUGCCGACAAUGAUGAGGAUGCCGCUUGAGCCGUACUUCGAAAACUUUAUGAGGGCGACAAAGAACUCGAUCUACAGAAUGGGGAGAACGGAAGGAAUUUACUAUUGGAAUAUGAGAUACCCAGAAAACAUCCCUGCCUAUGACGGCGACUUGACAAUAACCCUCGACACUGGACUGAAGGUCACUGUGCCCAAUGAUCUUCUCGUUGUGCCUCAUCUCUAUCUGGACCAGGUAACGGGCGACACAGUCAGCAAUGCGACCGAGCCCGACCUGCUCAUCGACUCUCUACAGGACGUCGAAAAAGACGAAAUGGCCAUGUUCGGCUCUAUAUUCUUUUCGGUAGUCUACCUCUCAGCCAACUACGACACUGGAAAGUUCACCUUGUGGAGGGCGAACAGGAGCCCCGACGCAGUCGAAGACCUGCGCACUGUAGGAGCCGACGGGGAAGACCACAUGAGCUUCUGCGCAGCCUUAACGGUGGAUAUCCACAGCAACUUCACGGACCCAGCGAAUGAGACGGACUCAACAAAUGACACGGACUCAGCGGUUGAUACGAAUCCAAUGAAUGGUACCGACUCGGCGGGUGGUACAGCAGGAACCACAGCGGCUGAUGGUCGCCUGGCUACCGGAGCGAUUGCCGGCAUCGCGGUUGGUAUUGUCGGCGCUUUUGCAAUAGCCAUAGGGGGUCUCGUGUGGUGGUUCUUGCGUGGCAAGAGGAAAACGGCCGCCUCCAAGGCUGCCGAGCUCGAGGAACCGGUCCAGAGGGACCUGCCCCCAGAAGUCACAGGCUUCUAUGGAACACCCUUCGAAGCAGUCCCCUUCAACGGAACAAGCUUCGAUGGCACACAACGGCCGGAGCUACCCAAUGACUCGGCCCACAAGUUUGAGUUGCCUGUAUCGGGCUCUCCUGCCUUCUUCGAGCUGCCUGGCCACCGCUACUAG
Messenger RNA from Diaporthe batatas, 1785 nucleotides. RefSeq lists its product as uncharacterized. The record is from RefSeq and is a predicted model, not a curated record. NCBI's taxonomy places the organism in Eukaryota, Fungi, Ascomycota, Sordariomycetes, Diaporthales, Diaporthaceae. The transcript has 3 exons. The coding region runs from base 1 to 1785 and encodes 594 amino acids.